GGGUCGCGGUAGCGGUGGUGGCGGCGGGGACCCCCACCGGCUGCGGCCGCCGGGGCGCGGCGCGGCCCGGCGAGACUUGACGGCAGCCCACAUCGAGUCCUUCAACUACGCCGUUAGCGAGGGGGUCUACCGCGCCGUGCAGGACCUGUCGCCGGUGGAGCUGAAGCUGAAGGAGAGCCGGGUGUCGCUGGCGGUGGUGGGGGUGUCCAUUUCCCCCCCCGCCGUGCCGGCCGGGACGGUGUGUCAGGAGCGGAGGGUUUUCCCCGCCGAGUGCCGCGGCCUGCGCAGCACCUACCGCGGCAGGAUCGCCGCUGACAUCAGCUGGUCAGUGAAUGACGUGCCACAAGGGACUAUUAAACAGCCCCUCGGGUAUAUUCCAAUCAUGGUGAAGUCCAAGUUGUGCAACCUCUAUAAUCUUUCUCCAAAAGAGCUCAUGCAGCACCACAAGGAGGAAGAGGAAAUGGGAGGCUACUUCAUAAUUAACGGCUUAGAAAAAGUUAUUAGGAUGCUGAUAAUGCCCAGGCGAAAUUUCCCUCUUGCAAUGACAAGACAUAAAUGGAAAAACAGAGGCCCUGGCUUCACAGAGUACGGAGUAGUGAUGCACUGUGUUAAGGAAGAGCACGCUGCAAUAAAUAUGAACCUUCACUACUUGGAAAAUGGGUGUGUCAUGGUGAAUUUCAUUUUUCAGAAAGAGUUAUUCUUCCUUCCCUUGGGAUUUGCUCUGAAGGCAUUAGUUAAUUUCCCAGACUACCAGAUUUUUGAAGAGUUGGUCAAAGGAAAGGAAGAGGACACCUUUUAUGUCAACUGCGUUACCGAGAUGAUGAGAGCGGUCGUGGAUGCGGGCUGUUUGACCCAGCAAAACGUCCUCGAAUACCUGGGAAAGAGCUUCAGAAUCAAACUGAACCUUCCUGAGUGGUACAGCAACGAGCAGGCUGCGGAUUUCAUUCUGAACAAGUGUAUCUGCAUACACCUGACAAACAGAACAGAAAAGUUCUACCUGCUCUGUAUGAUGACCCAGAAGCUGUAUGCUUUUGCCAAAGGGGAGUGCAUGGAGGAUAAUCCAGACAGUCUGAUGAAUCAGGAAGUGCUUACCCCGGGACAACUUUUCCUUAUGUUCUUAAAGGAGAGGCUCGAAAGCUGGUUGCAGUCCGUUAAGUUCGUUUUGGAGAAAAGAGCAGAAAAGGCAGAUAUCAACAUAAAUGCAGACAGCUUGGUGAAGGCAUUCAGCCUGGCAACAGACCUUACCAAGCCAUUUGAAUAUCUUCUUGCAACUGGUAACCUGCGAUCUAAAACCGGCCUGGGCAUGUUACAGGACAGUGGUCUGUGCGUGGUGGGAGACAAGCUGAACUUCAUCCGCUACCUUUCCCACUUCCGCUGCGUGCACAGAGGGGCAGCGUUUUCCCAGAUGAGAACUACAACCGUCCGCAAGCUGCUGCCCGAGUCCUGGGGGUUCCUGUGCCCCGUGGACACCCCAGAUGGAGAACCCUGUGGUCUGAUGAACCACAUGACUGCUGUGUGUGAAAUAGUGACGGAGAUGGUGCCCGUGAGAGACAUUCCCCCUUUGCUGUGUUCCCUGGGUGUCACCCCCAUUGAUGCCACACCGAGCAAGCCUUACGCGGAGUGUUGCAGAGUCGUGCUGGAUGGUUCUGUGGUGGGCUGGGUGGAGUGGGACCUGGCUCCUGAGAUCGCAGAAACCCUCCGCCGUUUCAAGAUAACACAAGAGAAGAGAUUCCCUGCACGGGCAGAAGUGGUCCUUAUCCCAAUGACUGGAAAACCCAGUCUGUAUCCUGGGUUGUUCAUUUUCACUACCCCUUGCCGGAUGGUUCGCCCUGUCAAAAACCUAUUCUAUGGAAGGAAUGAAUGGAUUGGUACUCUGGAACAGAUCUUCAUGAACGUGGCCUCGCUGGAGUCAGAGGUGGUGCCCGGAACGACCACUCACCAGGAGCUCUUCCCUCACAGCAUUCUGAGCGUCGUGGCCAACCUCAUCCCCUUCUCUGACCACAACCAAAGUCCACGAAACAUGUACCAGUGCCAGAUGGGAAAGCAAACCAUGGGGUUUCCAGUUUAUAACUACAAGGACCGCUCGGAUAACAAGCUGUACCACCUUCACACUCCCCAGAGCCCUCUGGUGCGGCCCAGCAUGUAUGACUAUUAUGGGAUGGACAGCUAUCCCGUCGGCACCAAUUCAAUUGUGGCUGUCAUCUCCUACAGUGGCUAUGACAUGGAAGAUGCAAUGAUCGUGAACAAAUCUUCCUGGCAGAGAGGGUUUGCCUAUGGAAGCGUUAUCAAGGUGGAGAGCAUUGACCUUUCCCUUAAAGCCAGCAGGGCAGGCGAAAACUUGGUGUUUGGCAUCAGGCCUGGUGAUCCCAACGUUACGGAGAAGCUGGAUGCCGACGGACUGCCUUUUGUUGGCUCUAUCCUACAGCCUGGGGACCCCUUCUACAGCUUCAUGAACCUCAACACGGGGGAGACCUCCACUGUGUACUAUCCGAAUAAGGAAGUGGGCAUUGUAGACAACGUCAGGUUAUGCAGUAACGACCGGGGCACUGGGAAGUUCAAAAAGGCUUGCAUCACCGUCAGGGUGCCCCGAAAUCCAACGGUGGGAGACAAAUUUGCCAGCCGCCACGGCCAGAAAGGCAUCCUGAGCCAGCUCUGGCCAGUUGAGGAUAUGCCCUUCACGGAGAACGGGAUGGUUCCUGACAUCCUCUUCAACCCUCACGGCUUUCCCUCCCGUAUGACCAUCGGGAUGUUAAUCGAGAGCAUGGCAGGGAAGUCGGCGGCGCUUCACGGCGUCUCCUACGACGCCACUCCCUUCACCUUCACGGAGAAGAACUCUGCCUUGAAGUAUUUUGGCGAGACGUUGGUCAGCGCGGGUUACAACUUCUUCGGGACGGAGAAGCUGUACAGUGGCAUCAGCGGGCUGGAGCUGGAGGCGGAGAUCUUCGUGGGGGUGGUGUACUACCAGCGCCUGCGCCACAUGGUCUCCGACAAGUUCCAGGUGAGGACGACGGGGCCCCGAGACUCCGUCACCAACCAGCCCGUCAAAGGGAGGAACGUGGAAGGUGGGAUCCGCUUCGGCGAGAUGGAGCGUGAUGCUCUGCUGGCCCACGGCACCUCCUUCUUGCUCCAAGACCGCCUCUUCAACUGCUCCGAUGGCUCCAUCGCCUACGUCUGCACCAGCUGCGGCAGCAUGACGUCUCCCGUGCUGGAGAAACCCCCCAACUCCUCCUCCCUGACCACCAACAGGAGGUAUUCCUGCUCUGUCUGCAGCGAGGUGGACGCCAUCGAGGUCGUCCCCGUGCCCCACGUCUUCCGUUACUUCGUGGCGGAGCUGGCAGCCAUGAACAUAAAAACCAAGCUCAACGUGGAGUAG
Molecule: messenger RNA, 3373 nt
Organism: Calidris pugnax (ruff)
Lineage: Eukaryota; Metazoa; Chordata; Aves; Charadriiformes; Scolopacidae
Gene: POLR1B
Product: polymerase (RNA) I polypeptide B
Exons: 15
Coding region: 383-3373 (996 amino acids)
Biological process (GO): DNA-templated transcription
Cellular component (GO): RNA polymerase I complex; nucleus
Molecular function (GO): ribonucleoside binding; DNA-directed RNA polymerase activity; DNA binding
Source: RefSeq, a predicted model, not a curated record